This is a messenger RNA of Podarcis lilfordi (Lilford's wall lizard), 20442 nucleotides long. NCBI's taxonomy places the organism in Eukaryota, Metazoa, Chordata, Lepidosauria, Squamata, Lacertidae. The record is from the annotation of a GenBank genome assembly.
AUGUGCAAAGGGCCCGUCGCCAUCCUCAACCACGUGGGCUCCGGUGCAGACGCUUUUGUCUCGUUCCCUCCCGCCCCUUAGCUCCGCGCUCCUAAGUAAAAAGGCCCGGGCCGAAACUGAGGCGGGGAAGAGGCGUGAGGCAGGCCACGCAAGUGCUCAUUGGCUCUCGGCAGCCCUCGUGACACGAAACACCGCAGCCUGAUUCGCUGCCUGGGGGGGAAGGGGGGCUCUCGCGCUCCUCUUCUUGCUCGAAAGGCCGGUUCGCUGAGAUGCUCCUCACUUGGGAAGGGAGGAAAAUAGAAGGCGGCUCAUGAGGGGCUGGCGAGGGGCUUCGCGGUAAGGUGUCCGGUAAGUGUGUCUGUUUGCGUUGCCCCCCUCCCCCUCCCCGCUUCAGCGCUCUGUUUUCCUUGGCGACGAAACGGGAGGGAGGGCUCAGGCAGACGACCUCCCCCCUCUUCGAGAGAAGGCGCAUGCGCGUGAAGAGCGUCCGGCUCGCGGUCAUUCGGAGUGGCGGUUGCGGUCAGUAACGGUCGUCCUCUGACGUCGUCCGCGUUCCAUCAGCGCCCCCCCCCCUUGCCCUCUCCACACACAAGAUGGCGGGCAGGGGGCCGGUGGGAAUAAGUGUGGCCGAACCUCCCUUGACAGAGGCAGUCUACCACGGGGUCCUAUGGAGGCAAAGGAGGCUGUGUGCUGGCCGGGCCUUUAUUGUGACACCCCCUCCCCAACCCCCACGUCACUGAGGCAUCAGGCUGGACCAGUUGGCCUUAACUGGGCAAAGCAGUUCUUACGCAAAAUACAAAGGGCAGCACAAUUAUCUUUUUUACAGGUGUGUAGGAGGGGAAUUCCUGCAGGUGCAGCUUCCUUCACCGCUGUGUCAAGCAAGCUGAAGCUUGUCGAAACGCAUUAUUUGCUGGAGUCCUGUGCGGUCAUAACUUGGGGGGUUGAAGCGGCAUAAUUCCUAAGCUGUGACACCCCCACUCCCCUAAAACAGUAGCCACAACCCACCCACAAUGUUAUCACCGCCCUUCUGCUAAGGGGUAACCUGUCAUGUCUGCUGCUCACCUGAGAUCCAGAUAUAACCAGCUGUUGAAGCAGCAGGUGGAAAAGAGCUGGCACACCCAUUGCUGGUGUUUAAGGGGAAUUACCUAUGUAAUCAAGGACUUGAUGAUCCUCUGAGCAGACUGCCAUCCUCCCUGCUGUAAUGCAGUAUCUCGUACCGAACUCAGUGGGAGUGCAAAAUAAAUGAGCAUGAAUUGCUCAGAAAGAGUCACAGGCUUGCGAGAAUGCUGCAAGGCCAUUGUGUUACCUGCAUUGUGUGCUUUUUGUUGCAUGUCGCAAGAAGCCGCCAACCCUUCCCCUCUAUUGCUCAUUUUUGACUAUUUUGACUAUUAACCCCCUUUUAGAGAAAAAACAAAAUAGGAGAUACAUAUCUUAGUGGAGCAAAUCCUAUUGGUAAAGGAAAGUGCAGGUCUUUAACACAAAACCUUUUGUCAAUGAAGCACACAAAACCUCUGCUGUACAGAAUGCAAAGUUGCUUGCAAAUACAUGAUUUCUUUUUAAAAAAAGCUCCUUAAAUGUAUCAUACCACUGAUCAGAAGUUUGUUAUAUUGUAUAUUGCUCAAAUAAUCCAGAGUCCCAAGAUUCUGUUCUGUGUAUUUUUAUCCACUAUGUUUAUUAAGCUGUUAAAAAAAUAUAAAAACAAGGAUGAAUUCAAAGAGAGAAAUGUUCACCCACAAAUCACAAGCUGUUGUCUGAUUUUUAUUUUUGAAUGGGUUUUCAUUACACCUUACUCUUUAUCAACAAGGAAUAAGGGGAAGAGUGGAAGAGAGGGACACACAAAAAAUACCCAACUUUUUAUGUGAAGCCAUAAGGCAGGGAUGGAAAACCUUUGGCUAUCUCAUCCAGAGCUGGUCACUGGACAUGCAAGCUAGGACUGAUGGAAGGUGUAGUUCAGCAACAUCUUUAGUUCUGCAAUGUCUGUCUUGAAUCAAGUCUAGAUGCAGACCUUGGCUUAAGGCUUCAGCACUGAGCCAACACCACCUUGCCCCUGCCCUCUGUAUUAUGUAACAUCCAGCCUGAUGAAGCAUUCUCAAUGACUUGGAAGCGGCGCUCGCUAUUUUGUGACUUUUUGAUUCUCCCUGAAGAUAUUGCCACAGAGGAUUUUGAAGAGGAAUAUUUGCAUGUUUCCAUAUAGUUUCUCCUUCACAUCUACUAAACCAAAACAGUGUUUCUCUACGUGUCUAGACACAACUUAAAUUAAUGACAUUUCCCCUACUAGUGCAACAUACUAUGUUAUUACUGGUGGUAAUUCUUACCUGUAAAGCUCUUAAUAGCUUGGGCCCUUUUGGCUGCGCCUUCUUCAGUAUGACCUUCCUCCUUGCUGUUAAUGUAGGGCUGGGGAACCAGGUUGUUGGUUAAUAAUUCUCUUAAUCCCUGACCAUGCUGGCUGAGGCUGAUGGGAAUUGGAGUCUGAACAUUUGGAGGGCCAGAGAUUCCCAACAACUACAAUAAGUUCUGCUUCAUCUCACAAGGUUAAACUUCUGAGGUUGUUGAACAAGGCCUCUUGCAUCAUAGAACCAAUGACUUUAAAAUUUCCUCCCUGGGAGAUGUCCACUUGAGCCUAAAUCUUUUAUAGGCCUACUUGUCCAUUCAGCAUUGAAGAUUAAUGGUGGCAAGUAUAUAUCAGGGAUGUCCAACAGGUCAAUCGGGAUCGACUGGUUGAUCCCUGGGAGGUUUUGGUAGAUCGCGGUAGAUCACUGGCUCCUCCAUCCGGCCUUGCCCUCGCGCCCGCCCCCCGUCCUCUAGAUUGCUAGAACGGAAGAUGGACUGUCUCCUUAGUGAUUUAUUGGUGAGUCCCUGUGUUCAUUUUUUAGACCUGACCCCCCCCAAAAAGGGAUGUUCCUCCCUAAAAAAAGCUCACCAGCUUUUACCUGAAGCUCCCCCCCCCCCCGAGGGGUACAUCACUGCCAGAUUUUAAUCAUGUGAGUAGAUCAUGUGAGUGGAGUAGUCUCUUGGAAGUUGGACAUCCCUGAUAUAUAUAAUUUUGAGUGCUUCCUGGGGGGAAAUGCAGUGAAGUGGGGGUGGACUUCAAAAGCAACACAGUGAGCAAAUUGAGUAGCCUGUCAGGAAUUCUAAACACUUCACUAUACAUGUUGUUGCAGAUUCCACUUCUAAUCAAGAAAUAGUAUUGUAUUAUAUUAUUAGAAUAGAAUAAAACAUAUAAUAUUACAUAUUAUAUUAUUAAGUAAUGUUAUAUCAAGUAAUGUUAACUUAGAAAGAAAACGUGUUUUAAAUUAGCAGAAUGUCUGUGAAAUAUUUGUUUUAAUUGCUCUGGAGUAAAUUGCAGUAUGGGAUACACGAAUCGUUUACUUAACUGCUUUCUUUUGUCAUUUUCCUUACAGGACUCUGCUAUGGCGAAAAAGCUUUAUGUGACUUUUCUUUUCAUAUACUUGUUUUCUGAAGCUCGCCACCAUGGCUUGGAAUCAACCACUAUUUCACAAACUACAGAGAACCUUAUACCUGAGAAGGCAGUUGGUAUCAAUGUUGAUUUGGCCACGCUUAUGCAGAGACAUCACCUUCAGGAACUCUUCUCUCGUUAUGGGGAGAACAAUACAUUGACUAUAGAAGGAUUUAGAAAACUUCUACGGAGUAUGGGCAUUGAGAAGGUGAAAAGAAUUUCCCAAGAUCAUGAGCACCACCGUCACCACCAUAAUCAUGUUACCCUCAGUACAAAUUCUGAGAAAAUAGGUUGCCCUAGUGACGAACCUGUCGGUGGAAGCAAAAAUCAUUUGAAUAAUUGGGCAAAGGAUUUGUCUAGCAAACAGAAUACAGAACACCAGCAGGGCUCUGUGAAUAGCAAGAGUACAACGGUUGCUAUAGCUGCAUCCACCUACACCACGACCACAGAAGGCAAUCCUUUGAUACAGCAUUCAGAAACUGCAGAAUUGAAGUCUACACGUAUAGGCCUUGCCAACCCCAAUCCUAGCAUUGUUCUAGAAAGCAGCAAUGUGAGUUCACUUGUAAAUGGAAAAACAAAUGAAUCGCUUGUUUUCGUGAGGGAAUCAGAAAGAGGAAGUUACAUGUAUUCGAAAAUAAGAAAAAUUACACAAGAGGUACUUGGAGAUUGUUUUUUAUUGAAAGGAAAGUUGUGAUGUUUGGUAGCGUUGUAUUUCUUAUUCUUUAUGAGCACUUUUUCGACCACCCCCUGCUGCAUAUUUUCUACAUUGCUUUUCCACUUCAUAGAAUUGCUGUAUAAGGGUCAAGAGUUAUGAAACUGUUCAAGUCUAAGAUUUGACUUGAACCUUGCCAGGGGCAUUUGGGUUGGGGCUGCUGAAAACCUUGGGGACAGGGCACUUCUAAGUUAACACUUUUUAUUAUCUAUAGAUUUAUCUCCCCCUUCAGAACAGCAGAAAAUGUUCUUCCCCUCCUGUUUUUAACCUUAAAGCAACCUUGUAAGGUAGCUUAGGUUAAGAGACAUUGACAUGCCCCAGCUUUGCGGUUGGUGAGUCUAUUUGUUCCUAGCGUUUUGCUAUGCUACAGUAUAAAGGCAAAGGGACCCCUGACCAUUAGGUCCAGUUGUGGCCGACUCUGGGGUUGUGGUGCUCAUCUCACUUUAUUGGCCGAGGGAGCCGGCGUACAGCUUCCGGGUCAUGUGGCCAGCAUAACUAAGUGGCUUCUGGCGAACCAGAGCAGCGCACAGAAACGCCGUUUACCUUCCUGCUGGAGUGGUACCUAUUUAUCUACUUGCACUUUGACGUGCUUUCAAGCUGCUAGGUUGGCAGGAGCAGGGACCAAGCAACGGGAGCUCACCCUGUCGCAGGGAUUCGAACCACCGACCUUCUGAUCGGCAAGUCCUAGGCUCUGUGGUUUAACCCACAGCGCCACCCGCAUCCCUAUGCUACAGUAUAGUAGCUACUUUAUUGAGAGAUGCUACAGUAUAGUGGCUUGCAAUAAAGUAGAAUACAUUUCUAAACAUGCAUUCUGUUAUUUAAAUGUAUUUGCCAUAAGUGCAUUUCUGUUAGCGUACCAGCAAUCAGGGGUCUCAUGGGUGUGCUGCCAGUAUGCUAAUACCAUAUUCCAGUGGGCCAGGUCAUAUCUACUUUUGUGGCAUCCGUUUUUUGAAAGAAGGAGUAGGCAAGCUUUCUAAUCGUUCAGACAGGAUGGAAAAGUAGUGAAUCUGAUUGUAGCCUUGCAAAUAACUAAACACAUUUUUCCAGGCCUCAACAUUUUAUUAGUCCAAAGUUUGUUUUAAAGUAAUUUUUGGCAUAUCUGCCACAAGGGGGAAAAGAACUUAUUCUCUUCUACAAUACUCUUCUCCACCUGGUUGUAUUGAAAUAAUUUUUAUUCACUAUCUGGUAGGUAGCUAUUUAAAAGCUUAGUUUAACUAUAUGCUCCUUUUUUCAACCAAUGUGGUUACCUUUAGUUGACAUUAAAUUUCAAGCCAUAUUUUUAGAAUUCCAAUGAUUUUAAUUUUUGUCUUCAUCAUUAAAAACAUUUUUGAAUGACUGUCCACUGCUUAUAAAAAUUCCCUUCAUUAAUCAAGUUGUCUGGAUAAGUUCUUAAUUGGAAUGCUAUCAAAUAAACCUAUGUUAUGAAACCCUUUGGCCUCUCUGUAGCUGGCCUAUCAAAAUAAUUUCUACCUAACUUGUUCCUUUGUUCCCAGUUCUUUUGGUAUAGAAAUGUCAAACUUACAUCUCCUUAGGUUGAUAGGGGUGGCAUGCGUCUGUGCCAUAUUGUGCAUUAUUUAAGAAACCCCACCUGUUUCAAAAGCAGAUAGCUGUGUGUUUUGGGUUUUUAAGUGGUGGCAUGGGGAAAUCAAAUCAGAGAAUUAGUUGCACAUUUCUUUUGAAUUUUUGCUUAUAAAUACAUUUGUUACUACCCUAUAUAUAUGACAAAUUUUGUUCCGUUUUGCCUGUUUGUGAUUUUUUGCUUUUUUUGGUAUAGCACUUGAAUCUUUCCAGUUAAGUUCCCAACGUUUAUGUAUGCAUUUUCCUCAAAUGUGUUUGUCUCUUUUAUAGUGCUUCAAUGCUUCAAAACUGAUGCUUUCUCAUGGAAUAAGUACAAGAGUUCCAUUGACAGCCAUAGAAUUUAGUUAUAUUUGCCCUGCUAUUGUUAACCAGAUUGAUGGCAGAUAUUGUGUAAUUCAUGCAACAAGUGAAAAGACAGAAACUCCUCCAAAAACUUAUUCAUUGCAAGUAGGUACGUUUGUUGGUGAAGUCAAACAUUUCCUAUUUAAUCUCUUCUUUGAUGCUGUACUUAAAGCAAAAUAUUGAACACUAAUUUGUUUUGGAUGAUUCUGCUAUCUUAAAGUCUUCGUGGUUUUGUUUUGAAGGGCAAGAAACCUCAAGCAAGGGACACAAUACCUGUUUUUAUUUAGGUGAACUAGUGUUCACAAUGCAGCAUGCAAUCUUUUGUGUUACAUAGAAAUUAUUCCUCCCACUGAGUGCUUUACGAAAUAAAACUUCCCUCCCUGACAUAAGGUGGAAGAAAUUGGUUACUCAAGAAAGCAAGCUGUUUUUUCUUCUUCUUUUCAGCUUGGAUCGGUGGAUUUAUAUCCAUUUCUAUCAUCAGUUUCCUUUCGUUACUGGGUGUUAUACUGGUCCCUCUUAUGAAUCGUGUAUUUUUCAAGUUCCUUCUAAGUUUCCUUGUAGCAUUAGCAGUUGGUACCCUAAGUGGAGACGCUCUUUUACAUCUUCUUCCGCAUGUAAGUAUCUUCUUUUUCAUUGUAUUUACUGGGCAUGAAUCACUUUGGGACAUAGUACUACAGUGGUACCUCUGGUUAUGAGCUCCACUAACCUGGAAGUAGCUGCUCUUGGUUGCGAACUUUGCCCCAGGAUGUGAACGGAAAUUGUGCACCAGAGGCGCGUGCGCACGCAGCGGAAAACCUCAUUGGCAAAAGCCUCAGGAUAAGAACGGUUUCAGCUUAAGAAUGCACCUCCGGAAUGAAUUAAGUUCGUAACCAGAGGUACCACUGUACUGUAAAUAUGAUCAGGAAAUGUCUGUAAUUGCACCAUAAUAAUCCUACUUGUGGCACACCUCAGUAUAAUAAAGUUUUUAAUUUAACAACUCAGUUUCCACAUCAAACUACUCUGUGGUGUAUUUUUCCUUACAGUCUUAGAGCCAAACUAAGCAUUACAUUAAUUUCAUGAAUGCAUGCAAUAUAUGCAUUUUCUAAAAUGUAAAUAACUAGGGAUUGAAAGGGAGCAGCACUGGGGGACCUGAGAAAGUAGAAAGGAGGAGUUUAACCACAGCCACCCUACCGUGGUUGUGGUGAAAAGCCAUCAUUCCCUACCAAUGCAAAUGAACAGCUUCGGGUGGGAAAGAAUAAUCAUGGGGUCAUGGCCGGUGAGGAGAAGGGGAAACUUGCCCAUUGUCCCAAUACUGUUCAACACUGCCUAAUGCUGCCUCUGCUCUAGCUCUGCUAUUAAGUACAUAUGCUAUUAGGUUAAUUAGAGUAAUUAAUAUGUGCCAUGCUGAAUCAGACUGAAGGCAAAUCUAGUUCAGUAUCCUGAACUAGGAUGCUUUUGGGAAUGCCACAGAUAGGAUUUGGUAAUCCAGUUUGUGCCCAGCUGUAAAUGUUUGCUUGCUACUGUAGCAGUUUAUAAGAUCCAACUAUAAAUCUGCCAAAACAAAUCCUUUUGUGCCAUAGCUGUGCUACUGUAGUUGAAAUUCCUCCUUGUUUCAAGUGAGUAUAAAAUCUAUAGAACCCAAGGCCAUCACUGCAAUCUGAAGAUCUGGCAUUGCUAAUAUAAGAAGAGACACUGGUAGCACAGUGCUUUGGUAUUAUACAGAUAGAACGCUCAGUGCAGCACAGCAACUAAGCCAGGUUUUCUCUUAACCUGGGGUCGUCGUUAAGAAGCUAAACAACAAGGGAGAGCCAGCAUGGUGUAGUGGUUAAGAGCGGUGGACUCAUAAUCUGGUGAACCGGGUUCGAUUCCCCACUCCUCCACAUGCAGUUGCUGGGUGACCUUGGGCCACUCACACUUCUCUGAAGCCUCUCAGCCCCACUCACCUCACAGAGUGUUUGUUGUGGGGGAGGAAGGGAAAGGAGAUUGUUAGCCGCUUUGAGACUCCUUCAGGUAGUGAUAAAGCGGGAUAUCAAAUCCAAACUCCUCUUCUUCUCCUCCUUGGGAGUCUGCAUGUUUGCACUAAGCCAUGAGUUGGCUUAGUGUUGCAUGCAAACACGGCCAUAAUACCAUGAGAUGGUAUGAUAUGGGAAACAGGAAGCUUCCUUAUACUGAGUCAGACUGUUAGUUCAACUAGCUUGGUACUGUUUACACUGCCUUGCAGUGGCUCUCUGGGGUUUCAGACAAGGCUUCUCUCUCAGCUCUUCCUGGAGAUGCCAGGGUUUGCUGCUGCGACCUUCUGCAUUCAGAGCACAUGUUCUGUCACUGAGCUGUGACCCUUCCUCAUACCACUUCAGACUAAGAUAAGCUUUUCUAUUUUUUAAUGCUCAUCUUUGUGAACAUUCCAUGCAAAUAAAACUAAUAAACGAGCCUAGAACCACUGAUGCACAAUUAUUAUUUGCAAGGAGCUGUUUUUACAGGAGGAAGCAUUUGAAACUGGUGCUCUUCUUUUAGUCUGAAGUGGUACAGUCCACUCUACCCCUUUGAGAUCCAAGCCUUCUGCAUGUGUAACCCAAGCUUUAAUCAGUGUCACUUUUCAUCAAAUCAGACAUAGGUUCAACUGUUGAAACAGAUAUGAAAGCUAGGAGCUAAAUGCCACCUUAAACCAAGGUUAUGGGCUCAACAACAGAAUGUCUAGGCGCACUUUUUUAUAACAAGAAUACAAAGCUGAAAAUGAAUGAACUGCAGCUAAUAUCUUACGUUCAUUUUUCAAAUGGUCUAGUCCUCAUCUGAAGACUGCAAAAAACAAAGCCAUGCUUCCCCUGCCCAUCCCCCAUAUAUUCUUAAGAGGGUCUCUUCUCCAGUCUUCAGAGAAUGUCUGAAAGUGGGGAGGCAGAAAAAGGUCCUCUUUUCCUUCCACUGUGCAGUUUUAAUCUGAAUUUUUAGGCUCAGAAACUGCUCGCAGUAAUGAAAUUCCCUGUCGCAAAACACGCCUAGAACAAUGGGAGUUUCAAACGCUGCCCCAGAUACUCCUCCCAGACUUUGAAAUAAACUGAUGCUGGCAGACUCUUCCACUCCCCACGUCUUGUUGCUGUGUAUGGAAAGGUGUCUGAAGUAAUUUUCCCCCCUUCUUUCCCCCCAACGUUUAGUCUCAUGGAAGUCAUCAUCAUCAUCAUGAGAAACCAUUAUUGGAACACAGUAAAGACCCCACUUUUAAGCAUCUUGUUUUUCAAAGUGCAGAAGACAGUGCUAACUUGGAUUCUACGUGGAAGGGCCUCACAGCCCUUGGUGGAUUAUAUUUUAUGUUUCUUGUUGAGCACCUGAUCACACUAAUUAAACAGUUUAAAGACAAGAAGAAAAAGGUAGAGAAAUCAUGUAUUGAAAAGUGAAUUUAAGUUUUUCUGUGUCCAAAUCUUAAGGGAUGAUUUACACAAAGCUUGAACAGUAUAAGCUUUCCUUGGUGAGGGAACAGGAAGCACCUAGAUGAAUUGCAGCACUGUGGAGGGAUAGUUUUAAAAAAUAAAAUUGUGUUGAAAGGGUUUAAAAGUUGAUGGGAUAAAUAGUGAAUCAGAAUCAGAAUUGGUUGAAAUGUUUCAUUUAGACUUGAAACUUUUAAUAGUGAGCAAAAUGACUUGGGUUGCUUGUUGUGAAUUUUAUCACUUAUGUGCAGUUUCUUUCCUGUAUUUCAACUUCUGAUUUUCUUAAUCCAUUUCAUGUUUUUAUUGAUAAUAGUCUACGAGAUAUAUAGUGUUCAAGAUGUGUACCUAAAAUGUUAAUAACUUAGUGUAAUUCUUCAGAAAAAAAAUGAAGAUGAUGAAGCAGAAAUCAAGAAGCAACUAUCUAAAUAUGACUCUCAGCUUUCAACAAAUGAAGAAAAAAUAGACACAGAUGAUAGUAAGUUUUAAUAAAUGUUGUACAGCAUUGUCAUUCAAAAUGUUAUGGGUUCUUCUUUGUGUUUCCAUGCAGCCAAAUUGGUAUCUAAGUGUAUUGUGCAUUUUUCUACACAUAUAGCUAAAAGGUGAUUAUUGUUUCUGGUCUGAUGAACCACCCUUUUUUGCUACUUUUGAUACAGUGGUACCUCGGGUUACAGACACUUAAGGUUACAGACUCCGCUAACCCAGAAAUAGUACCUCGGGUUAAGAACUUUGCUUCAGGAUGAGAACAGAAAUCGCAUGGCAGCAGCGGGAGGCCCCAUUAGCUAAAGUGGUACCUCAGGUUAAGAACAGUUUCAGGUUAAGAACGGACCUCCAGAACGAAUUAAGUUUUUCACCUGAGUUACCACUGUACUUCAGCAUAUUCAUAUAAUCUAAGAUGCUCUGGAAAUGACUACAAAAGUUGACACUAACCUAUAGCUUAUAUGAGCGGUAUGAAUAUGCAUUCUUAGAAUGUGCCUAUCUAGUAGGGUUCAGUAUAUGGAAGUGAUCUUAUUAUCCAAGAACAAUUUCUCAUCGAUACAAGAUGAGGUUUAUACUUAUCCCAUUGCAUAGAAUCAUAAUACUUCACUUUAUCUGCGUUUCAAAGCAGGAAAGAAUAGCAAUUCACUUCUGACAUGUAGCUGCUGCUUAACGUUUGAACAGUUUGUGGAAUUACUUAUUUAAGUUAUCUAUUAAAGCUGUUUCUAACAGCCCAGUUUUCAAAUGCUGUUAUGCUUGGUUUUCUGCAAGAGAGCACUUUCAUACUGCCUUACCAGCAUAAUUGACCAUUUAUUUCUUAAUUAUACGUUCUAUUUUUGUGCAAUUCUGAAAUUUAGGAACCACUUUUUUGUGUGGUUAAUAGUGCGGCACUGAGUAUUGCAUCAGUUGACUCUUUAAAUAGGAGCCCAGAAUGGGGGGGGCGGGGGCGGAAGCAAAUGGGUAAGCACUGGUUUCAAGUUUAAAUGCAUUUUUCAUAGUGAUAAUUUUCCUAGUAUUUGUAUAAGACCAAGAACUUAUUUUCACUUGUUUAAUUAUGUUAUGAAUUCUGCUGUCAAUGUAAAAUGGGGCUUGCCCAGCAUAAGCCUGCAAUAUUAUCUUGUUCAGUACUUCCACUCCAGUAGAGUAAAAUACUUCAUUGGGCUCCAAAUAGGGAAGAUAAUUUGAAGAUGGAAAGUGUCUUGGCUCAGUGUGGUAUGGAGAAAUUUCUCACCUGGCUCAUUUAUGGAUUCAUCCCAUAGUAACUGAAAUCCAUUUCUGUAGUCAUAAACAGCACACCUUCUAGUCUUCAGCUCUGUAGAAAAGGCAAGGUGGCAGGUUGUACAUUAGGGUUGCACAUUUCUUUGAAUUUCUUAAUACAAUCCUAUAUACGUGAAGUAUUGCAACAAGAAAAUGUGGCUGGCAGAAGAUGCUUAUAAAAAUGGAUCUGAAAUUAAUGUGUUUCACACACAUCUCUUCCAAGACCCAUGGCUAGAGAAAUAUCUAAAACUAGAAUGGGUAAUAUGUGGCACUCCAGAUAUUUAUGGAUUCUCAUCUCUUAUCAGUCCCAACCUACGUGACAAAUGACCAGGAGAGAGAAGGCAGGUGACAGAUUUCCCAUCUCUGACAUAAAAUAUUUUAUGAGUAGGAUAUCAAGUACCGAAAAUGUUGCGGUAGGCAAAAGUGUUCUGAAUGUUCUGUUGCGUCUUUUUGUUUUGAGAAUGUAAUCUGCUUUUCCUGUGUUUCACAAAGGGCCAGAAGCUUACUUGGGGGCACAUUCACAAGAGCCUUCGAACUUCAUCUCCCAGAAGCCAGUAGUACAAGAAGAAGAAGAAGUUAUGAUAGCUCACCAUGAGCCUGCUGACCAUGAAUAUGCAUCCAGGGGGUGCAGAAAUAAAUGCCAUUCACAUUUACAUGACACCCUAGGACAGUCGGAUCAUCUCAGUCAUCAUCACCAUGAUUACCAUCAUAUUUUGCAUCACCAUCAUCAUCAGAACCAUCACCCGCAUAGCCAUAGCCAGCGCUACUCACGUGAAGAACUGAAAGAUGCUGGUAUAGCUACUCUAGCCUGGAUGGUAAUUAUGGGUGAUGGACUACAUAACUUCAGUGAUGGCCUCGCAAUUGGUUAGUGUAUCUUGAUGUUUUUUAUUGAUUAGUCCCAUACAUUUUGGUGGCCAAUCCAAUUCUUUUCUGUGCUGUUACCUCUUCAUUUCUGGUAUUAGUAUAAAAGCAGAAAGGCAGAAGCCUUGUUGUCUGCUGUUGCAGAAGGCAGGGCUUCUUUUAAUGGGUUUGAAAGGAGGGUAGAUAAUGGUGGGACAUUAGGAGAAACUUCUUAACAGGAAGAGCAGUUUGAUAAUGGGGAUCAGUUACCUAGAGGUGUUGUGAACUCUCCAGUACUAGAGGUCUUAGGCCAGGCUUCCUCAACCUCGGCACUCUAGAUGUUUUGAGACUACAAUUCCCACCAUCCCUGACUACUGGUCCUGCUGGCUAGGGAUCAUGGGAGUUGUAGUCCCAAAACAUCUGGAGGGCUGAGGUUGAGCCUGUCUUAGGCAGUGACAUUGGACCCUAGGAGGUUGGACCAGAUGGCUUAGAAGGCUCUUCUCAUCUAUGAUGGUCUUGACUAGUCUCCUCAAAAUCCUGUCGUGUGUGAAGCUCACAGUACAUUUUCUACCCAGUGGUGGAUAUACUGCAGAUCCAAAGUGUGUUAAUGUUUAUAGUGAACUUCUUUAAUCGAACGACGUUAAAAGUACAUACCACUUUCUGAUGAUAGAUUCUAAAACAGCCAUAGCUGAAAACUUUUUCAGUUUGAGGGCUGCAUGCCAACAGUGGAAGGAGCCAGGGGAAAAGUGAGUAGAGCAACAGAUGCUACUCUUAACUUAGUACCAGUGUUCGAAACUCCCAUUGUUCUAGGUGCUUUUUGCGACAGGGAAUUUCAUUAGUUCAAGCAGUUUCUGAGCUCUGGGCACAGUACUGUGCCUAAGAUUUCAGAUUAAAACUGCACAGUGGCAGGAAAGGAGGAUCUUUUUUGCCUUCCCACAUCCAACAACUCUGAAGACUGGAUAAGAGUCUUAAGAAUAUUAGGCAGGUGGGCAGGGGAAGUAACUAGACCAUGUGAAAAAUGAAUAUAGGAUUUUAGCUGCAGUUCAUUCAUUUUCAGCUUUGUAUUCUUGUUAUAAAAAAGUGUGCCUAGACAUUCCGUUGUUGCACCCAUAACCUAGGUUUAAGGUGCCAUUUAGCUCCUAGCUUUCAUAUCUCUGCUUCUAACACGGCUUUGUACAGUGGGCUACAUUCCUGCUACGUGAAAGGUACAGGCUUAUACAUACACAUCUACAUCCAGGCAAGCAAGCAGCCUUAUCACAGUUUAAGGAUGCAUUCCAGCCAGGCAAAAGCACUCAAGGGGACAUGGCCUGAGGCAAGUCCAAAGGUAAGAUGGAGAUGCUUAGAGGGAGCAUGGGAGGAAAAAUCACCGCUGAUUUACUCCUCUCUCAGUUCUGCUGUUGCUAUGCUACCCAGAGUUAAGUCAUGGUUUGGCUUAGCAGUAGCGCAAACUAGGUCAUCAUAUAUUUAUAUGUGGAUGUAACUGCAUUCUUCAAGCGAGAUUGCUUCUCUUUAAUUUCCUUUGUCUUCUCCCAGGGGCUGCUUUUACUGAAGGUUUAUCUAGUGGCUUAAGCACUUCGGUUGCAGUCUUUUGUCAUGAGUUACCACAUGAACUGGGUAAGAGGGAACCAAUUUUGGUUACUGGUAGGGUAUUGUUUCUAUACAUUUACAUUUGGUUGAUUUGAUUGAUCACUGUCACAGUUACAUUGAGGUAUUUCAUAGUAUGUGUGAAUAACAGUAAUAUCCCAUCCUCUUGGGCUCCUGUAGAAUAGACUGCUCAAGGGAAAGUGCGCUUUUUAAAAAGCACAACAAUCAACUGAAACGGGGCUAUCUAAUAUUGCUUCGUUUCAAGCAAAUGAAUGCUAUCUUGCUUCCAGACCAACAAAGGAAACAAAAUGGUUUGAAUGAUGCAAAUGCUUACUUUACACACCGUUGGCAGUGCACUUAAUAUGGCAAUAUGCAUUGCUGAAUGGGAGGUUUUCGACAAUAUAUUGUCAAUUUAAUGCAAAUUAGCUCAGCUUUUCUUGAUGUUGUUUAACCAAUUACAUUAAGUUGUAUUGAAGCAUAGUGAAAUGAUACGAGUUUUCCACUGAUUGAAAACACAGUAAAUUCUAACUAUAAAGAGCCAUUGUGAGGACGCUUGAAUAGUACUAUUUCAGUUUAAUGUAAACUUUAUGAGCAUGUCCCAAUCUAUUUCCAGUAGAGUGGUGGAAAAAACAAAUACAUUUCAAGUGUGUAUACAUAUGCAGGAUAUUCAUUGUGGCUGCUAAGCUUGCUUGGCUCUCUUGUCCUCCAAAAGUUUUGACCACAUUAAAAAACAAAAGCAAAAGCAAAUGAGAUUUUAAGGCAUAAAAAUAUUUCUUGGGAAUCAGGGGAAAUGAAGCAGCUGAUAAAUGACCAAAAAUGUUUUGUGUCUCUUGGCAGGAGAUUUUGCUGUACUUCUCAAAGCUGGCAUGACUGUCAAACAAGCUGUUCUUUAUAACGCGCUUUCAGCUAUGCUGGCCUAUCUUGGAAUGGCUACUGGGAUACUCAUUGGCCACUAUGCAGACAAUGUAUCUAUGUGGAUCUUUGCACUUACGGCUGGGCUGUUUAUGUAUGUGGCCCUUGUUGAUAUGGUAAGUACUGUAUAUAAGUAUCAUUGGAUAUUGAUAGCACUCUGGUACGAAAUAGUUGCAGCAACAGAACUUUAAUCAAAGAUGAUGCCAGCGUCUGAAUUGCUGGAUAUGAGAGCCUUUCCUCAUCAGGCAAAGGGUACAUUUAGUUCAGCAUCCUAGCAAUGGUUACUUAAAUUCAGCCAAGGAGAGCUACAAGUACGACAUGAAGGAACAUAGUCUGCUUGCUUCUAUAGCUGACAUAGCAGUCUUCUCUCAUUGUCCCUAAUAGCAAGCUUAAAACAGGUCCACUGAGAAACAAGAGGAAAACUAUCAGCAUGCUUGGGGAACCCCACGCUUUGCAGAAAUACAGCAGCUCCCCCAUUCAAACAGCCCGGUGAGGACUCUGCAUGCUCAAUGGACACCAGGAGCCAUGGCAUGUUGAAGGAUAGGGUGGAUUGGGGUAAAAUGGCUUGUUUGAGCUUCAUAAGAUAGCAUGGUUGUCUGGCUGGAACCCUGCACAAGAGCACUUAGGUUAGAAAUUGGGGAUAUACUGCAGUAUUUUAUAGCUGCUCUCAUCUUCACAGAAGGGGAAUUAUUACCAACUUGAACAACUUAAUGCCUCAGCAUCAACAUGUUCUUUCUAUGGUAUUCAGAUUAAUUUUGUUUAUGUCUUUCUCUCCUUUUUAAAUUCAGGUGCCUGAAAUGCUCCACAAUGACGCUAGUGAUCAUGGAUGUAGUCGCUGGGGCUAUUUCCUGUUACAGAAUGCUGGGAUUUUGUUAGGUUUUGGUAUUAUGCUACUUAUCUCUGUGUUUGAACAUAAAAUUGUGUUCAGCAUAAACUUGUAAUUUUUAUUUCUUUUUUUUUUUUUUUUACAUUCCUGAUACUGACAUGGUACUGAAAACUAACUGUGGGCACUUUUUACCUCUUAAUUGCCUCCUGAUUAGGCCUUUUUAGUAGUGUUAACUGCUUGCAUACAUGGCAAGAAUAUAGUAUGUAAAAAAGGUUAAAAAAAAAAGGUACCUUUACCAAUAUAGUAUGUAGCACUAUGGGGAAACUGGCAUAUUAAAUAGCACACUUUGCCUAACAUAGUCAAAGCUAAAACUGUAAGGGAAGUGUUUUUUUAUUAUUUUGAAAAGUUAUUUAAUAUUGUAAGGAUACUUAAUAGCAUGCAAUGUGAGGUUUUGUCUUAGUCUUGUAUAUGUUAACAAAGUGAUCCCAACAUGAAGUUGUACUGCUUUUGAUGUAAUAGGAUAUAGAAAAACCGGAAGCUGUCAUUUUCAUUCCUGCUAUUGCAGGGGGAACAAGCGCUCAGAGCAUUCAUGACCAGUUAUGCUACUGUAAACAAGUUUUCUAAUGAAGAGAUUAAAUAUUUGGCUUACCAUUAAAAUUACAUGCUCACUUGUGUUUAUGUUCACAAAAUUAUUAACACUACAGUAAAAAGUUGUGAAAUGUCCCACUUCAAGGCCUCAAAUCUACAUCGAGUCAAGGUUCUACAUCAAACAAAUGCAUGUAGUUUUAAAAAUUGGAAUGUGACAAUAUUUUCAAAAAGAGCUAUGCUGUGUAUUUAAGUGAAAGUGUUGACAGAAAUCUAAAACCAGCGGGGGACAAAACAAUUACCAGAGGUGCCUCGCAAUAUUGGGAAGGUUAUAAGGAAUGAACUGCACAGACAAAAGAGCACAAGUACGGGGAGACUGUAGAAUUCUGCUCUGAACUGUAUUGCGUGCACACUUAACAGUUCUAAGUUUAGUAGUGCAUGGGGCAGAGUGAAUAGUUGAAUCGGAAUUGUUUUUUCACACCAUGCGUAUGCUUAAAAUAGAAACUAGUGUUGGAAAGAACAUCUUUCACUUCCUAGAGAACUGGAUUCUUAAGAGCUUGGUGGUAUGAAAAGCAUGUGUGCAACAGGAGUGUCACAGACCUAAAUCAGCUGCUAAGACGCAUGUCAUAGUUUGGAUAGAGUAGCAGUUCUCCUAAUUCUAUAAUACUAGCUUUUGCUAUAUAUUUUACCAGGAUAGCUUACCUUUAUGUGCGCUUCAGACAAGAAGCUCCUUAAAAUGUAUUUUGUUGCUGGCCCAACCUUGCUCAUAAAGUUCCAUAUGAUCUGGGUUGAUAGAUCAUAUCAACUUAGGUUGAUAGCUCAGUCAGUAGAGCAUGAGACUCAUGAUUGAGUUCGAGCCUCACAUUGGGCAAAAGAUUGCUGCACUGAAGGGGGUUGGACUAAAUUACCCUUGUGGUUCCUUCCAACUCUAUGAUUAAAUUAAUUUAAAUCUACUUUUUUGCUGAUCGUCUCAGUUUUUAGAGAAUUCUAGAGUAGGACUUGAUGAUCUUUUCCAACUCUUUGCUCAGUGCAGGAUGCAGUUGAGGUAUCCCUGGCAUGUUCAACCUGUGCUUAAACACCUGGCAAAACAGAGCUCAACACCUCCUGAGGCUGCCUAUUCCAUUGUUAAAUGGCUCUUAUGGACAUGUUUCUCCUAAAGAUAAGGCGAAAACUGCUUCUCACCAGUUUCCCGGCAUUGGUUUCAGACCCGGAGCAACAGUUUCAGAAGAUGUAGAUUUCAUUGGUAUUAUAGAACAGACCUGUUACUUCUGCAGAGCAUUGUUACUUUCAGGCUUUCUCUGCACGCAGAGCAAUUAGACUGAUAAAACAGGGAAGGUGCCAAGGGCAUAUUCAAUAUAGAUGCUGUUAUGGUCUUCAGUCUCGUAAAAAAAGUUACAGCUAUUGAGCACUAGUCUCAAAUAUCAAUAUUUUAGCACUUUCUCUUGUAAAAAUUAGUUCACAGUCCUUUAUCCAUCUCAAAAAAGCCUUUGCUGCACAAAACACUUUGAUUUUAUGUGUGUAUGUAAGGCUGAUAAAAAUAUUUUUGAGAUGAUAUUUGUGGAUUUAGAUACAGGAUUUCUUUGUUCAAGUCCAGUACAAUCCUUUCUACUGAACUGGAUACCAUCUAAAAUUAAACGGAGCAUUUAUUUGAAGAAAUAAGCACAAUAAUAGCUUUUGCAAUAGUUUUUAUAAGGUAAAUGAUAGUUUUGGUCUAGAAAAGGGUAGUGUCUCCUAUGUCUUGGGCUAUAAUCUCUUUCCUGGCUAGGGCUCCUGUGUGUUUAAACAGGUGAGCACUCCCACCCCACUAUGAUUGAUGUUUUGUCAAAUCGUUUUCAAAAUAAUGAAAUUGGUGUAUAUCUAUAGAACUAGUAGCCUGCCUUCAUUCAACUAACAGCUGCUAUUUAAAUCCACCUCUACCAUACUGGCUAGCAAUUUGUACAUGUAGUACUGCUUGCUUCAGUCAAGUUUUGGGUACUAACUCUUCUUGUGUGGUGGCAGGAAGAGUAAAAAGAAAAGUUGCACAGUACUUCCUAUCUGAAUAUAGCACAUCCAACAUUGGGAACAUCCUAAAGAAGGGGUAUGAUGAUGGAUUUGAGGAAGGGAAUUUUUCCUAACUGGCAGACUCCUUUUACAUAAGAAUCUCCUUCCUGUCUCUUUUUAUUUUUUAAAAAAAAGUCUGAUGGGAUGUUCAUUCUGUCUGGUAACAUCCUGAGUUCUGCUAUCAAAGUUACACAACCUUUCAGACCAGCUCCUGGGCAGGGAGAGAAACCUAAGAGGAUAUUUUAAUUUAAUUUCCUAAAGCAAAAAGGGGACACAGAACUUUGAGAACCUUGCGAAACAGCUGAUUACACAAGAAUGUAGCUCAACUAUGUCGUACGCAUGGAGAUUUUAGGACAGAAUUCCAGGGAAAUGCCUUUUAAAGCCAAAUGUCAAAGUAGAAAUAAUUUUAUUGGGGAGGGGGAAGUCAUUGAACUUGGGUAGUAACAUGUUGCCUGCUUGAGAAAAGAUGGGUUUCAGAGUUUCUUGCAGAAGAGCUCUGCUGAGAUACUACAUCUUUGCAAGGUUUUUAGAAAAGAAAAUACAUAACUGCCUAGUGUUGUGUGAUUAUAAUUCACUCAGUGUGCAUACCACUAAAAUACACAAGCAUUUUCCGUAUGCAUGCCUACAUAUUUUAUUGCUUAAAGUCACAUUUUCUCACGUCUAGAAGCCUAUCCUCAGAACUGGAAAUUUGACAGCACUGAUUCAGAAGAGAAAUAAGCUUCACACAAGAGGCAUCAUUAACUCCAAUUUGUCAUACUUUCAGGAACAAAUGCUUCAUGUAGAUUCACCCCAAUGAGGUAAGUCAUAAGUUAAUAAAUAAGAAUGCCAUGCUGAAUGCUUCUGGCAUCACCACCCUGCUUUGUCAGGAAAGGGCUCCCAUGUACUUUCUUAAUAUUGGAAGCUGGUGAAUAUUUUACUUACUGAGGCUGAAUGUUAAGUAAUUAGUCUGAGCUCUUAAUUCCAUGAUAGAUUUUUUCAAAAAAAAAUAGUUGCUGAAACUACUUAGCUGCUCUUUAUUUUUAAGCAUGAAGUCCGAUUCUAGAGUCACGGAACAUCUGUGUUCAGAGAUUUGCAACUUGCCCAUGAAUCAGGAAAGUGUGUAGAGAAGCCUCCCACUAGUUGCUGCUGUUCAUAAAUUUUUUUGGAACUGCAAUUCCCAUAAUCGCUGAAAAGUCCAUGGGACAACUGAUGGGACUUGUAGUCAGAAUAUCUGGAGGACACCAGCUUGGGGAAGGAUACAGGAUAUCCUUGCACAUUCUUAGCAGGGGCACUUCAGUGAGAAACCCAGACUAAUAGCUACUUCUGUGCACAUUGGCUGAGAAGUGAACUUCACUGACUUUUAAUGCGGACGAUACCACGCAGCAGACUUAAAAAUUAAAGGAAAACGUCAUCUUGGUCAUGGCAUUGUAGAGUUGGAAGUGAUAUCGAGUGUCAUCUAGUUCAACCCCUGCAAUACAAGAAACUCCAAUAAAGCAUACGUGAUAGGUGGCCAUCCAACCUCUGAUUGUGAUAAUACUUUGUGGAAAGUUACUAGAAUGUGGGAAAUUUUAUGGUUAAACCCCUUGACAGUUCAAGCUUCAAGGCCCCCAAAUGUAGGUCCCUUCACAACCAGCAAUGAGGCCCAGUUGCCUUCUUCAGUGGGGUUAUGUUCCAGAAAAGAUCACCAUGCCUUUGCAACAUCUGUGCUACUGACUCAAGCGUUGGGAUUGUUGAAAUAUAUACAACAUAGAUCAAAUUGAUUUGUGCGACUCAAAUUGAGUCUACUAGACCCAAAACGUUUAAGCAAUGUGGACUAAAGUCGCCGGGGUGGGGGGUCCCCCGCUGCGAUUAGAGGCCCUGAAACUUAAGCUUCAUUCAUUAGUUUUAUAGUGGAUCUGCCACUGGUUUAAACACUUGACAGAACGGAGGCAACUCGACAACCCUCUGCCUCUUCGUUGGUUAGGUUGAUCGAUGGGAUGUGGCCAGGGAGUGAUGAAAGAUACUGUAAUAAUAAUAAUAAUAAUUUAUUUAUACCCUGCCCAUCUGGCUGGGCUUCCCCAGCCACUUUGGGCGACUUCCAAAAAAAUAUUAAAAUACCGUAAUACAUCAAACAUUUAAAGCUUCCCUAAACAGGGCUGCCUUCAGAUGUCUUCUAAAAGUCUGUUAGUUGUUGUUCUCUUUUGACAUCUGGUGGGAGGGCGUUCCACAGGGAGUGAUGGAAGACAGAGAUGUGAAUUUUAAAUAUUUAACUAAAAGUCAAGCGGCCAGUGAACCCAGCCAGUGUUUGCUGUGAUUUUGGGCAGCAACCGCAAUCCUCCCGCAGAGGACGCAGCAAAGUUUUUGCUCACAAGCCUCGAUUCUUAUUUCGUGAUUUUUUUUGAGUUUUCGAGCACUUAAAAAAUGCAGCGCGCCUGUAUGCCAGCCAGUCAACGGAGAGCAAUGCAGUUCUGGACGCAACUGA